AUGAUACCAUCCAUCUCCAAAUUACUGCUUGAAGGAAAAGGAUCGGUGGCCUCUGCUCUGGAGGCCCGUCUUGAGGCGCUCGCAGUCUAUCCGAAUAGCUCUGAAAAAACGCUGCUAGAGAAACAAACAGAAGAGAUCAGAAAAGAGCGCACUUUCAUCAACAAUCAGACAGUGCUGUCUGCUCUGCAGGCUCUGGUAGAUAAUGAGGCUGAUGCGGAAGAGUUUCAGAAGAAAGCAAAAGAGAUACUAGAGACAGAAUACCAGCGAAGUGUAAACUCAGAAGAGUUCUUUAGAUUUGUGAUAAAGUUUGGACUUUCAAAUUAG
Molecule: messenger RNA, 324 nt
Organism: Nematocida minor
Lineage: Eukaryota; Fungi; Microsporidia
Exons: 1
Coding region: 1-324 (107 amino acids)
Source: RefSeq, a predicted model, not a curated record